AUGCAUGGAAGAAGUACCGACCUCAGUGAUCGGGUUGACGAGAAUGGCGUCUCUUCUAGAGGAAGAAGCGAACUAUCGGCAAUGUUGAGCGGGCAACAACCGCAUGCGCGGCUCGUUUCGCAUAGAUCUUCUUUACGUCUUCCGGGAAAGAGCUUGUACACCGUACCGGAAAACCAAAAUGAGGAAAUCAGCGAAGAAAAUGCCGACAAUAAAACUUCCAGAGUGAAUGUUAACCGACAGCGGAGCUCUGCUGCGAGUAUCUUGCUGAACAAUUUAAAAAACAAGCGAAACGCGAACACUGUUUCGCUAAGGGAUUCGAAUGGAAUCAUAGCUGCUGGCAGCAAUACCACAAUGACAGGAGGCCAGAGGCCGUCAAUUGAGGUAAUUGUGGGUGACCCUGGGCCUCUGCGUCGACAGAAAUCUUUAGAAAACCCUAUUCAUCACUACGAGAUUCAGCGAAACGUGACAGCGCGGCCCAAAAGUCUAAGCACCACAGAAACUCCGACGGUAAGAUCUGACUUGAGUCCUCUUGUAAGAACGAAAUCUGCUCUGAGGUUCGAGAUAAUCGAUAACAAGCGAGCAGACAGCAGAAUUGAAUUUUCUGCGCCAAAAAAAGAGCGAGCCAGUGGCAUUGAUUAUAAACACGGAGGCAAGUUUUUCCCACAGGGUGAGAUGGAUGCUUCGCUUGAAUCGGAUAAUGUAGACAAACGUCCUAAACUCAAUGAAGACGAACAGGGUCUGAGUGACAAAAAUUUAGAAUCUCUGCUGGAAGGGGCUAUCGCCGAAGACAUCUUUUCGAGAGUGUACGCUCUGGACAACAAAUUCGAAGAAGCUGCUGAAGUAGAAUUACCCAGCUAUCUGAGCUCGGGUCCCUCUCCACUGACGACCCCGGGAGUCAGAAAGUUGUCUCGACAAGAUUCCGACACCAUAGAAGACUUCCAAAGAGACCUGGAUAAGUAUUCUCGAGAAAGUUCUGGCGUUGGCCACAUGACGCGUCUCCAGAUGAAAAUGGAUGCGAUGAAGAGCAAAUACGACAGUUUCGUCAUCAAUAGAAGAAUUUCAGCGGACUCGUCAACAAUAUUCGGAGCUGGCUACGAAGCAAGCUCUUCUGGGAGCUCUACGUUUGGACUUGAGCGCGAAAGCCACAGUGACAAGGAUUGGGAAAGAGACUUAGAUUCUCCCGACGGGAGAGCUAGAAAUCAACCAGCCAAGUUUUGGCUGAACGCAGAUUUGGGAUCAAAGCUGUUAACAGAAUCGAUGUCAAAUCAGCUUAGAAGCAUUGAGCGGUUUCCCAGCAGCGGAAUUGUUGGCGAAAAAGUGAUGCUGUCAAGGAUAAAGGAAAUCGCGGCGAACCAGGAGAACAUAGCGUCUAAACGGCCAACGAGCCCGAGCCCGAUUGCUACCAGAAAGUCUGAAACCAACGGUAAAAACGGGACCCGACCCAAUAUGAAGACGGGCGAAGCAAACAAACCGUCGUUUGAAGAGCAGUUCAGGUUCGUAAAAGGCAACGCAAGGGUGGACGACGAUGGCCUAACGAGCCUUGAAAUGGGUUUCAUCAAAGAUGAUGUGCUAAGAAGACACAUGGCACUGGGCAAAACCGCCACAUACAAGAUGUGGCAUGCUUCGGAGGCUUUUGAGUUCAAACAGGUAGCAUCUAUGGCCAACUUACAGAAUUUUGCACACAUUUCAGAAGCGUCUAGAAAAGACACGAACAGCAGCUCGUCGCCGCACAUGUCAAGUCUGAGCAGCGAUUCUGACUUCUUGAGCCGUUUCGAUGCAGAGGGUUCUUUGACAGGCCAAGCGCGUCGCCAUAGCCAGCUGAGAACCUAG
This is a messenger RNA of Lachancea mirantina, 1830 nucleotides long. NCBI's taxonomy places the organism in Eukaryota, Fungi, Ascomycota, Saccharomycetes, Saccharomycetales, Saccharomycetaceae. The record is from the annotation of a GenBank genome assembly.